GACAACUGCACGUCGGUCAUCAUCAUUCUUAUUGAACUGGCAAUCGAUCGCAAACGGUAACAGUGGUUAGUUAUCCUUUUGCAUAGUUUUGCGGCGUUGUCAGAUUUAUUUUAGUUUAAAGUCGUUUUUCUCCAAAAAAAUGCCGUUUUGAACCCCAUGUUAUACGAAACUUUUUGCUUCUUUUAACAUCCUCUAUCACCCAUUUAAAUAAUGACUAUCAUAACGUUUACACCCUAUAUGUCAUUGUACUGAAGAAAUUGACAGUAAAGAAGGUCUAUAAAUACAUGUGGACAGACAAGCAUGGGGGAUUACCGGCAUGUAAACCACAAGAAAAGUUUCAGAUGAUAUAUAAAAGAUUCUGGUGACAACUAUAGGCUUGAAUAAGAUAAGCCUUCGAAAGGAAAAUCAAGAAAUCUGUAUACAAACAUAUCAAAAAUAAAAUUGGCAAGUGAAGUAAGUAAUCUUUAUUUCAAGUUACUUAGUCUGCGUGCUAGUUUAGCUAAGUGAAGUUGAAGUUUUCGUAUUCUACGGGUAACAAAAUGUACUUACGUAAAUUAUCUUGAAAAAAAUAUAUCUAAACUUGAGAGAAAAUCCAGUCGCUGAUGCUAAGCCAGUCUGUAUUCUAAUUCUCCAAACACGUUUCCCUACAUUAAAUAGUUUCUAGUUAUGCAAAAAUCUUAGAAACCUGUUGUGUAAGCCAAAGCAGUGAAUGGAAUACAGACAAUGCCACGAUACAUUUUGUGAUAUUGUAUAGGCAUAGCGAUCUUUAUAUUUGUUGACAUUCUCAUUGUUAAUAUAUCCUAAUAUGUAUAAAAUUCAUAUAUCACACAAAAUGGUAUGCUACGAAACUGGUGAGCUGAAUAUCAAUUCAGAUUUUUACCUGCAAGAUGUUUCUUUCUCUCUGCCCUCUCUGUUCCUUAGUUUCCUAUUAUUUUUUUCCAUUAAUUAACAUAUUCUACCUAAAGAUAGUCAAUCUAAUAAUCCUAGAUAUCUUCUCGCGUCCAAAAAAUUACCCGACAUGAAAUGACGUAUCGUAGCGUCAUCUAUAAUUUGAAUUAGAAAUCUACUUUGAUAAGGUUAGCGUCUCAUAGAAGGCCCUUUAGCUAACUAUAAAUAAAUAUAUAGCUACAGCGCCAUCUAUGAGACACUGACCUUCUCAAAGUGGAUUUCUAAUUAUUGCGGAUAGGAGAAACGUAUCUCUGAGAAAUUCCCAUAGAUGACGCUAUGGUAUCUCAUUUCAUCUCUGAAAGUUUUUCGGACGGGUAAGUAUAGUAUUAGGUUGGCUAUCUUCAAGUAGAAUACGCUAAUCAAUGGUCGAAUAUCUUUAACCUACUAGAAACUCUAAACAUACCUGUAUACCUAUUCGCUGGCUGCAAAUUGAGGGUGUGGGGGAGACUGAAUCUACACUGAUAUUGGAAUGAAGGUGUGGUCUCUUGGUGGCUAAAGUGCAAAUAUUUCGUCGUCAGAUCAAAAGAAAAUUAUCAAUUUGGAAUUGAAAUUGUUGGAGAUAGGAGGUUAAACUGCGUAAGGGAUACAUGUAUUCAUAUGAAUCAAAUCCUGUCACCAAGGGUGGUGUCGCUCUCGCUCGGAAUGUGUCAACACAGCAUGCCACUACCUUGAUGUGCAUUUUACCUACGUUUUGUCAUGCUUUGUAGGUUUAUUACUUCGCAGUUUAUUAAUAUUAUCCAAUAUGGAUCGUCAAAAUUGAAGUUGCUUGACGGCAGGGAGAGAUGUCCGAAACGCAUAACCUGUAAUUCGUUUUCUGCUCAGUAUACCAGCGAGAGAUGCCCUAUUCGCAGCACCUGAAAUUUUUUUGCUAAGCAGUAUACCAACUCACUUCAUCGGCGACGUUUUUAUCUUCACUCCCACUCCACGAGUUUAACCCUCUAUCUCUAGUCUUCAUAAUUAAUAUCCAGAAGCACAAAUAUUUGUCUAAUAUCCGCAAGAUUUUAGAUGCUGUAAACAUUAAGCUCACGAUUUUGGUGACACACUGUAUAAAAAUAAAUGUAGCGUAUAUUUCUAAUAAAUGUCAAAAAUGUGUAGCUAACGCAAUAAUGUGUAUAAAAGUAUUUCUGUUGAUAUUUCGAGAAAUUAUUUUACUGCUUAAAUGUAGCAUUUAAGAGUUUUUGUGACCUUCCAGAACUAUGGGUGCUUUAUUAUACUAUAUAUGCGUUAUGAAAGGUAUAUUGAAGUUAUUUGCUGAAGUAUAUAAUAUGUAUAUAAAUGUGUAGUCGAUAAUAAAUCCUAACAAUCCAUAUAAUAUUUUUAGCCACAGUUCGUUGCAUGUACAAAAAAUCAAAAACGGCUUCCAGAAGAAAUGUUGCCCCAUAACCAGAAGAUUCGUUAUAUCUAUCUUUUAGUUAACAUAACAACGUUCUGAUAGACCUUGUAACCAGUUCACAAGCUAACGCACUAUAGUGAAGACUAUUCGUUAAACGUUCAACGAAUAUUUUGUUAAAAUGAAGUGUUUUUUGAAAUACAGCAAGUACUGUGACUUUCCCAUUCAAAAUCUGCCUUACGGAGUGUUUUCUACAAAGGAACAGCAAACGCCAAGGAUAGGGGUAGCGAUAGCAGAUUCUAUUUUGGACUUGUAUGAAAUAGCACAUCUAUUCAAUGGCCCCUACAUGAAACAGCAUCAACAUGUUUUCAAAGAGAGUACCCUUAAUGCUUUCAUGGCUUUGACACCAGACCAUUGGAAGGAAGCUAGAAGUACAAUACAAAGCUUACUCUCCGUAGAAAAUCCAACACUGCAGAAUGAUAAGGCUUUAUUGUCCAGGGCUCUGGUACCCCAAGUAGAGGCCACUAUGCAUCUUCCUGCCAAAAUUGGUGACUACACGGAUUUCUAUUCGUCAAUACACCACGCAACAAAUGUUGGAAUUAUGUUCAGGAGCAAAGAAAACGCUCUGAUGCCUAACUGGAAAUAUCUGCCUGUUGGGUAUCAUGGGAGGGCCAGUUCCGUAGUGGUAUCAGGAACAAGUAUUCACAGACCACAUGGGCAGACCUUGGUCGUGGAUGAUGCUCCUCCGGUAUUCGGACCUUGUAGACUGAUGGAUUUUGAACUGGAGAUGGCUUUCUUUGUAGGAGGAUCUAACAGGCUUGGUGAACCCAUAAGCAUAGAUAAGGCACAAGAUCACGUGUUUGGGUUCGUAAUUAUGAACGACUGGAGUGCGAGAGACAUCCAGAAAUGGGAAUACAUACCUCUUGGACCAUUUACCGCCAAGAAUCUGGGUACCUCGAUAUCUCCAUGGGUUGUGACCACGCUGGCAUUGGAACCGUUUUUGGUAGACAAUUAUCCUCAGGAUCCGGAACCUUUCCCAUAUCUGAAGCACUCGGAUCGUUUCAACUUUGAUAUCAAAUUGCAAGUGGACUUAACCCCUCAAGGAAGCAAUGUAUCAACAACAGUAUGCCGCUCGAAUUACAAAUAUUUGUACUGGACAGCAAAACAGCAGCUUGCACAUCACACCGUUACUGGAUGCAAUGUGAAUCCUGGAGAUCUCAUGGGAAGUGGAACCAUUAGUGGUGAUACCUCGGACUCAUUUGGUUCAAUGUUGGAGCUUUGUUGGAAAGGAACCAAGCCCGUAUCGCUCCUGGAUGGUAGCCAACGAAAGUUCCUGCAAGAUGGAGAUACUGUGACAAUGAAAGCUUUUUGUGAAGGCGAUGGAUAUGUCUUGGGAUUUGGAACCUGUACUGGGACCUUGCUUCCUGUCAAGCCAUAGAAAUAAUGUAUUAUAACAAUACUCAAUAAAUGUGGAUGAUUCUUGUUUUGAUUUGUCUUUUGACGUUGAUU
Molecule: messenger RNA, 3787 nt
Organism: Acanthoscelides obtectus
Lineage: Eukaryota; Metazoa; Arthropoda; Insecta; Coleoptera; Chrysomelidae
Source: the annotation of a GenBank genome assembly